AUGCUACGCAACAAGAAACUCCGUGACCAGGAGGAGCGCCGUCGUCAAGAGCAACAGAUGCCGGUUGUGUCACACUCGCCUCCGACUUUGCCUACGCUUCCUAACAUGGAGCCGAUCGAAGGCGCACGCCCUGAUUCCAUCGCAAUCGUCUCUGGAAGAGGUUACGACUAUCCUCGCCCUCCUCCUCCAGCCAACUUCUCUCGUCCCAAGCAGGCCAGCACCUCUUACUCUUCUAUGCCAUCAAUGUCCUCGAGCGGCAGUCUGAACGCCCCCAACCCUUACGGCGUUCCAUUACCUGCCAUGCCCGAUUCUCUGCCUCGCACCGAGAGCAUCGUCAGCCGAGGCAGAGAGACUUAUGCUCCCAGCAUCUCAGCCAACAUGCAUUCUCCUCGCAGAAUGCGCCGCAGAAAGGAGCCUGAGGCUUUCAACAUCCUCAUCGCAGGCGCUAAAGGUUCAGGAAAGACAUCGUUCGUCGAGUUCCUCAAGACCGCAUUGGCCCUACCACCGCACAAGCAGACACGCGGUCACACACCACCACCUCACACGCUGAUCGACUCUCCUUUCGAGCCAACAUACAUUGAGACUGAUGUUGAAGGAGAACGCAUCGGUCUCACUCUUUGGGAUUCUCAGGGUCUGGAAAAGAGCAUCAUCGACCUUCAGCUUCGCGAUCUGGCCGCCUUCAUCGAGUCCAAGUUCGAGGACACGUUCACUCAGGAGUCGAGAGUUGUACGCACACCUGGAGUCAAGGAUACUCAUAUUCACUGCGUUCUCCUGUUACUCGAUCCGACUCGCCUGGAUUCUACCAUGCACUCUGCAGACCCCUCAUCGGUUAAGAAGCCUUCAGGUGCUGAAGACGAGUCGCUGGAUCUCGAUGUCAUAAGAGCACUCGAAGGAAAGACAACCGUCAUCCCUAUAAUCGCCAAAGCUGACACUGUUACUGUCGCCCACAUGGCUCAUCUCAAGCGUAUGGUCUGGUCCAACGUUAAGCACGCAAAGCUCGACCCGCUAGAGGCUCUGAACUUGGACGAUGAGGAAGAAGAUGAGUCUCAUGACUCCGAGGCUCUCGAGGGUGACUUUUCGAGUUCCGAGUCCGAGCUCCAACCUGCCAUCCGUUCACCUCCCCGCAAGGCCACCGAGCAUGUCAACUCUGAAGACAGCGACACUAUGGACACCUCCUUCCCGCCGGUUAGAAAGUCGUCGAGAGCUUUGCUGGGUCCAGUCUCCUCCAAGCGUGCCGACUCUUGCACCCCUGCACCCGAAGAGCUGUUCCUUCCAUUCUCCAUCUUGAGUCCGGAUUCGCACAACUCGCCAGGUGCUUUGACACGCGUGUUCCCAUGGGGCGAGGCAGACCCUUGCAAUCCUGCUCAUUGCGACUACGUCCGUCUUCGCGAAUGCGUCUUUGGCGAUUGGCGUUCUGAUCUCCGUGCUACUUCCCGUGAGAAAUGGUACGAAAACUGGCGCACUAGCCGGCUCAAGCGU
Molecule: messenger RNA, 1479 nt
Organism: Aureobasidium melanogenum CBS 110374
Lineage: Eukaryota; Fungi; Ascomycota; Dothideomycetes; Dothideales; Saccotheciaceae
Exons: 2
Biological process (GO): cytoskeleton-dependent cytokinesis
Cellular component (GO): cell division site; septin ring; cytosol
Molecular function (GO): molecular adaptor activity; GTP binding; GTPase activity
Source: RefSeq, a predicted model, not a curated record